GGACACAUCUCAGAUGUCACAGAAGCCGCCGGCCUGGAGCAGGACACCACCAUGACCAGCCAGUCUCAGGGGAUCCAGCAGCUCCUUCAGGCAGAAAAAAGGGCCAAGGACAAGCUAGAAGAGGCCAAGAAGAGAAAAGGGAAGCGACUGAAGCAAGCUAAGGAGGAAGCAACGGCAGAAAUUGACCAGUACAGGAUGCAGAAAGAGAAGGAGUUUCGACUGAAGCAGUCGAAGAUAAUGGGUUCUCAAAGUAACCUCUCAGGUGAAAUAGAAGAAGAAACACGAGGGAAGAUACAAGAACUGAAUGGACGCUAUGACAAGCACAUGGAAAGUGUAAUGCAACAGCUCUUGAGCAUGGUCUGUGACAUGAAUCCAGAAAUCCACGUGAACUAUAGAGCCACCAGCUAAAUGUACAUCAUGCUGUUCAAGGAAAGGUGUGUGGCUGCCACCUGGUUGCAUAUCGCUUCAUGUUUCUAUUAAAGAAUUUGAAAUGCUAAUCUAAAAUUUACUGGACAUCUACAGAUAACGUAUGACGUAAUUCACACAUGGGUACUAAAUUAAACAAACAAACAGAAAAGCAAAACCGUUGUCAUGUCUUUCC
Molecule: messenger RNA, 601 nt
Organism: Lemur catta (Ring-tailed lemur)
Lineage: Eukaryota; Metazoa; Chordata; Mammalia; Primates; Lemuridae
Gene: ATP6V1G3
Product: ATPase H+ transporting V1 subunit G3
Exons: 3
Coding region: 52-408 (118 amino acids)
Biological process (GO): proton transmembrane transport
Cellular component (GO): vacuolar proton-transporting V-type ATPase complex
Molecular function (GO): proton-transporting ATPase activity, rotational mechanism
Source: RefSeq, a predicted model, not a curated record